Molecule: messenger RNA, 1189 nt
Organism: Arachis stenosperma
Lineage: Eukaryota; Viridiplantae; Streptophyta; Magnoliopsida; Fabales; Fabaceae
Product: DEAD-box ATP-dependent RNA helicase 8-like
Exons: 4
Coding region: 577-1017 (146 amino acids)
Biological process (GO): cytoplasmic stress granule assembly; P-body assembly
Cellular component (GO): cytoplasmic stress granule; P-body
Molecular function (GO): RNA helicase activity; ATP binding; mRNA binding
Source: RefSeq, a predicted model, not a curated record
ACAGUGAAGGGAGAAGGGGGAGCUCGAGGGAGAAGAGGGGAAGAGAGGAGGGGACGACGCGGCUGGGUCCUUCCCGCCGUCGUCGUUGUCGUUGAGGCGCCGGAGGAGAGAGAGAUUUGCUUUGCAGAGGCGUUGAGGGAGAGAGGGAGCCGCGCUCUGCUGCCGAUCCGCCACCGAACUGCCGCACGCGGGGAGCCAUUGCCAUCGCGAGCUGUAGCGCCGCACAGUCCAGCCACCGUGACCUCCGUAGAGCCACCGUCGUUGCGCUGUUCCGCCGUCACCGCUGUUGCCCUAGAGCUCGCCGUCGUCAUUGAGCAGGACGGAGAUGAGAGAGAGCGCGAGCGAGAGAACAGAGAGUCUUAUUGAAGACCUCCCUUUGAAGGUGUAAAGUGUACAACCUUUAGACUCUGGUAUUUUACCUUAAACUUUUGAUUUUCAGUGCUUCUAUUUGCAUUUACAUUGUAGUUCACAAUUAACAAAACUAUUAUUAGUAUUUUUUUUCCAGCUUCUAAUGAAAAAUUUGAAUCUCUGAGACUUAAUAAGUAUGUUCCAUCGUGCAUUGAACCUCUGGAAGUCAUGAUUCAGUAUGGUAAAGAUUAUGAAUUUGAUGCUCCAGUGAAGCUCCUAGAGAAACAUCUACAUGCUAUGGCACAAUCUGUUGAUGAGCAACUUCUUGUUAUUGCUUUCAAUGAUAAGCCUGUGAAGAAUUUGAAGGGCUUGGCCACCAUGGUUGAGAACUGUGAUGAUGAGUUUCUAAAGUUUGAUCUGGAAUACCAACAGGAUGUGACAGCAACUAAAAGAAAUGAAUUUGAGGAUUAUUUUUUGAAGCGAGAGUUGCUCAUGGGAAUAUAUGAGAAGGGUUUUGAAAGGCCUUCUCCUAUCCAAGAAGAAAGCAUUCCAAUUGCUCUUACUGGUAGUGACAUUCUUGCAAGGGCUAAAAAUGGGACAGGCAAAACAGCUGCAUUUUACAUUCCUGCAUUGGAAAAAAUUGACCAGAAACAAUCUAUUCUGGCAUAGUUCAAAUUGUAUUGCUCUCACGCCUGUGGAACAAUUUUGUUAAUAGUGUCUACUUAGUGUUAGUAUAUAUAUUAUUGUAUAAAACUAAGAUUAAGACAAGUGUAUUUACUCAACUAUAUUGAUAUGUUAGCUGGUUACUUUAAUCACAACUUAUCUUAAUUGUUGAUUAUCA